AUGGUAGGGACAGUUUGGUUGGUCGCUCUUUUCGGCCUAUUUUCAGCAGCUUACUCUGCGAAUUACGAAUGCCAAGGUGUUGCUCGAUACGGGCUAACGUUUUAUGGCAUGUGGAGCAACAUGACGCAUCCAAAUGCUUUUCCUUUUCCUUCGGGCCAUUUUUCGCCUCUAGUCGGCGCCUCGCACGAAUCUGCCUACUCUUUGUGGAUGUCGGGUAUGAAAGCUUCUCAAGGAGUGAAAAAUGUUGCUGAAAUGGGUAAGUUUCUCGCUAUGUUCUGCUCAAUUUUGAGACGAACGAAAUUGAAUUCAAAAAGAAGAAACUUUAAGAGGUCGGUGAACUGAAUUCAAAAUUUUCACUGAACAGUAGUGCGGGCUCUUACAGAAGGGCUCGCUUGAAGACGAGUCACAGUACCAUGCGUGCUUGAGUCAACUCCUCACUUUCUAUUACUAGCGAGUUUUAGACGUCACGGUGGCUAUUGCAACGAGAACUUCAAAAAAGCAAUAGUUUAGAUGGGCAAAACAACAACUUUGCACGUGCAUCACACUUUUGAUACAGUUCAUUGCCAUCACUGCGGGCCCACGACGCGAGAUUUUCCAUAUUUAAUGUAUUAUCGAGAAUUAAACAAACGCGGCGACAAAUUUAUCUUUCUCUUGGUUUUGAAAUUGGAUAUUUUUCUUAAGAAUUCAUGUCCAGGAGAGUCCAUCUACACUUUUUGACAAAAUGAGGAAGUUGGGAUAAUCGCAAUAAAGCGGUAAACAUCCGGUUGACGUGUGUCGCUCAAAAACGUCUUUACUCUGUACAUGUGGUUUCACUGAUUAUAUUAAUAGUAAAUAGGUUACUACGGUAACAAUGAAUACAACACUACAGUAUCUUAAACUCCCUAUUGCCUUAGUGCUUACAGUGAAAUUGUGGCUCAACCAGGAACUGAAACUGGGCCUACAGACUUCUAGUCUGAUGCCUAGAACACUCGGCCACUUAACCAAACUACUUCUCUGAUGGCGGUAUUUUCAGCAAUAUAAAUCACCUUUCUAUCCCCAAGUCGAUCGAUGUCACACGGCCCUCAGGGGUGGGGAGGGUAAUCUAAGCAACUGAUUGCAACAAUUCCCUUGGAUGGCGAUUACAGCGAUAUACAGCCGAACCCCACUUUACGGACACCAGCUCAGUACGGACACCUCGUUAUUACGGAGGGGGGAGGUACAGGAGGGUAAAUUUACCUCCUCCCUAUUAUGUUCCUCUCCCCUCAUUACGGACAGUUUUCUUUAAUUUUUCCCUGGGGAAAGAAAGCCCCUACAUUUUCUCUAAAUUCAACCCGCUUAAUACAGACACCCGUUAAUGCCUGACAACGAACUCUUAUUUCUUGCCCAAUCAACGAAUUUUCAUAGAGAGCCAACCUUGCUAAUGCGGACACGUCAUUAUCGAUUGGUGCUGUAAUAGAGCGUUACUUUUUGAAGUUAAAAAGUUAUUCAGUUGAUAGCAUGUCGAUGUUUCAGCGCUUCUGUUAUAAGAUGAUUUGUAAACGUCAAUUUUUGGCAUCAAACGAGAUGCAGAAAAGGAUUGUGAUUAAGUAAUACUAUGAAUGAGCGAUUUUUAACUGUUUCCGUGGACUUAAGCCGCGUAAAGACAGCAUCGUGAAAGUUAGAGGAGUUUAAUUUGACGACGCUUAUGUCCUCUUUUAUUUCUUAGGUAUUUUGUUCUAGUAAAACUUAUGGUUUUUUCAGUUAACUUUAAUAACAUGACGAGGGUGAUACCGACACUCCGGCUGUGAUCCGGCUUCAGUGUCCGUAUUAACGGGCUUUGGUUGGAGUACUGUUUUUAUAAUUUGGGAACAGGAAAAAAAAACACAACUAAGGAAAUGAGUGGGAAUGUGGUUCAGCCCGCACUUGAACCCAGUACAUUUACGAAAAUUUCCUGAACCUGUAGACCGUUUUCAAAUCGUCUUCACCGGGAUAACAUUAGCUACUUGGGACAAGCAACCUGCAACCCAAGCUGAUUAAGGCAUUUUCAAAAGGGAGCCAGCUUAAAUAGCCUGAAAGACCAACCGCCUUAAAGCAUCAAUAUGGCUGCCGUGAUGAAACGCUCAAUUUUGAAAUGAUAUCAAAGAAGUCAAAGCCUGUUUAUCCUCGCAUUGCGCAUUCUCUUGAUGCCGAGAAUAUGGAAUGCUAUAUUUUGGGAGAUAUAAACUGUUAUGUGGGAGAGUCCACUUAGGAUCACAAAACAACGCGCAUCACUGAGCUCUAAAUCAGCUAAUUAGUGAACCAACUCGAUCACUAAUGAAUAUUAGAUAAAAUAACUUUAAAGCAUGUUUCAGUUUUCUAUGAGUUUACCGGCACAAUAAACCAUAGGUUUUCAACCAGUCAGAAGGUGCGUACUAUAUUAGUUAUUUUAUAAAAAUCAAUAAACGGUCUUGCUCCAGAUUACUUGAUUAACCUUUUUACUCAGACCGUGAUAGUGUCACCUCAUAUUCGCUAAGAGACACUGACAGCAGCAAACUGGCUCUGAUUCCUCAGCCCCACACAGACUACCUAAAAAAUAGCUUUAGCUAUAUGGGUGCGGUGCUGCGGAAUAACCUCCCAAUCGAGUUGCGGCAGGCAGAUACUCUGAAAAGUGUUAAAGCGGGUUACGCUUGCAAAUUUUUAUCUCAUAAUCAAGUUUUUUUUUUAGUUAAGCAUUUAACCCAACUUCUCAUUCUUUCAUUCCAUUUUUCAUUAGGUAACUCAACCGUGCUGGAGCAAGAAAUAAUGCAACGCAUCAUGUCUACCAAGACAGCCUGGAAACAGAUCAAGUCCGGUAAUAUGGCAAUAAGCGGCACAGAAAGCGUGAUGAACAUCGAAGUCGAGGUCACAAAAGACUUUCCUUAUGUGUCUCUCGUAACCAUGCUCGUUCCAUCUCCCGAUUGGUUCACCGGGAUCAUGAAAGUAUCUCUUUGUAAUGUUUCGAGUGGAAUGUGGAUGGACAGUUGGACAAUUGAUGAUCUACAACCCUGGGAUGCCGGCACCGACAACGGGACAACUUUCAUGGCUGCGAAUAAUCCGACUAUGCCCCCCGGUUAUAUCAGCAUGAUCACUAAACUUGCACCGCCAACAGAUUUUAUGAAUCUUCCCGCGUCAGCAAUACCAACACUGGGUAAGAUGAUGUUCGUGAGACAAAACAAACCAACCAUGAAUCAAUGCAGUGGCAUGUACUACUACACAGUCAAGUUUGAAGCGAAGUGGUCACAGGCUACCCACCCUAAUGGAUUCCCAAGCAGCGCUCACUUUUCUCCUCUUGUCAUUGCUACUCACUCGUACAAAUACAAAAUGUGGAGUGAUAUGACCAGAGCUUCACCGGGUGUCGAAGAAGUUGCAGAAAUAGGUGGGUCAAUUUUUUCCAUUACUUACAAGGGAGAAUAAUAAGAUAAAGAAGGAAAACGCCUUUUCUAACACCCCUGUUAUAGAUAUGUGAAUUUCACCAAAGUUAUUUUUAGUCCAAUUAAACGCUUGCAAUUUACCGGAAGUUGGUUUUCGGAGAGGUCAGCAAACGUUUAUUCAGCGUUGUCAGUCGCCAUUACAAUAUUGUAAAUUAUUUUCUUUGAGCCAGUCGCGCGUAUCCUGGCUCCACAGGUCCGUUCUCGCGCGAAAUACCUAAGAUGAAGAAUCGAUCGUAAUCAAGUCACGCGUGGACUUGAUUACGUUUCAAACAAUCGAUUAAAAUGUGCGUACGUCUAAGGAAUUAGACUUCCGUUUAUUUGUAGCCUCUAAAUAUAAGAAAAAUGCGCAAUUCUCAUAUCCUGGCCAACGCCCUAACAUUCACUCUCCGGAGUUUCAUUAUUAUUUCGUAUUACGAGUUAAACUUUUCUUAGGAUUACACUGAUCGGGGUAUGCGGAGGAGAAAAAAUGUACUGGGUAAAUUAGACAAACUUAAGCCCCUAGAGUAAUAAAGUUAAUUUUACGCGGUUGCCCUGAUUAAGGAUUGCAAACCUCCAAUUCACCCUUGUACUUUGUUUUUGUCUCACUUACAAAUAAUAAAUUUGCUUUUAUUUUCCAUUAACAGGAGCGGAAGGAACAUUGUAUAACGAAGUUGAUAAGAUGAAAAAGCCCGGUUUUGUCUCCAAUGUCUAUAAAACCGGGACGAUAAGCACCCCAGGUGGUUACACGAGCACAAAAAUCAUGGUACAAAACAUGUACUCCAUGGUCUCUCUAAUCACCAUGAUCGCACCUUCACCUGAUUGGUUCGUUGGAGUUGACAGCUAUGAUCUCUGUGGAACGAAUGGAUGGAAAGAAAAGGUGACGAUGGACCUGCUCCCGUGGGAUGCUGGGACGGAGAAUGGACAAACCUACAGUUUAAAUAACAUGGCGACUGACCCUGUUGACGUCAUCAUGCGUAUCACCCCAAAUAGUAAUUCCGAUAUAGGCAAACAUGCCAAUAUACCCUUUGCUACAGUCUCUUUCACGCGCGGAGAAAUGAUAAGAACAAUGACGACGGCAAGAACAAUGACGACGGCAAGAACAACGACAACGGCACGAACAACGACGACGGCAAGAACAACGACA
Messenger RNA from Porites evermanni, 4530 nucleotides. Lineage: Eukaryota; Metazoa; Cnidaria; Anthozoa; Scleractinia; Poritidae. The record is from the annotation of a GenBank genome assembly.